Messenger RNA from Trichogramma pretiosum, 1027 nucleotides. RefSeq names its product mite allergen Der p 3-like. Gene Ontology annotation, biological process: proteolysis. The transcript has 4 exons. The record is from RefSeq and is a predicted model, not a curated record. Lineage: Eukaryota; Metazoa; Arthropoda; Insecta; Hymenoptera; Trichogrammatidae. Bases 20 to 979 code for a protein of 319 amino acids. Gene Ontology annotation, molecular function: serine-type endopeptidase activity.
UUUUUUUUUCUGAAAAAUCAUGAAAGCUCGAAGUUGUUUGUAUUUGACAUUUAUUUUUUGCUUUAUCUCUGCAUCUCGUUCUAAAAAGGGAAAGAUAGUUAGUGGCCAAAUCGUCGACGAUAAAACUUUUGAAAAAGAGUUCGAGUAUCAGGUCUCGGUUCAAAAUCGAGGAGUCCAUUACUGCGGUGGUGGAAUUAUAGGAGAAUACUAUGUACUUACAGCAGCUCACUGCGUCAUGUACAAACCCGGCCAGCCUAGAAAAGGCGUCUGGAACAUCGUCGCGGGUACCAAUAAUAUCAAGAAUACGUUGCCCUCUGCGAUGUUUGCGAAAGUUACUCAAAUAAUUGUUCCGAAGGAAUUCUUUUUCGAGCCUGAUGCUCUGGGCGAUCAAGAGCCAAAAAAUGAUCUAGCUAUACUUAAGCUCGCAUCAUCUUUAAAUAUUGGAGGUAAUCCGAAUUUCGUCCAGCUGAAAUUACCGGAAGGUCCAAACGUAUCAUACAUUGGUAGGAAAGCGGUUUUUGCUGGCUUUGGAUGGGACGAGUCUCCCGUAGAUUUCGAUCGAGAACGCAAUGUUAUGACAAGAAAAACAUUGGUGAACGUUGAUAAUCUAAAAAAAAUCGAUGUAAGAAUCCUGCAACCAUCAUCGUGCAGGGACGCAAUUGCACUCUUGUUCAAUGAUGUCAAUAAAAACGAUGACACGAUUCUGUGUGGCAGAGCUGAUCAAAUUUUGUCAAAUCAAGGAGGAGCUUGUCGAGGGGAUAGUGGAGGUCCUUUGGUCGUCGAUGGAAAUACUGUUAUCGGCAUAUUGAGCACUACACCUGAGUCUUGCAAUGAAAGUACUGAGCCAUCAAUUUAUACCAAAGUUUCAUCUUUUCUGCAUUUUAUUCGAUCCUCCAUAGGCUUAGAAAGAUUGACACGUGUUCAACCUACUUGCACUCCUACCAAAGGUAGCCAAACGCCAUUCUGUGCUAUUCUGUAAAUUUGAAUUUGAUUUUGGUGAAAUAUUUUAAGAAAAAGUUUUAAAAUU